AUGGGAGACGCUGGAGAUUCAAGUAUUUCUGGCUCAGGGACAGAAUCGGGUUCGAAUGGAAAUAUCGAGCUUGUCAUGGCAGAGUUUCUUUCGAAAUGCAUGGAGGUAGUCGCCGAAAAGUCGGCAAAGAAGGAAGAAAAGGUCCCUCAAGUUGGGCAGAAGGGCUUGUUGAAACAAGCGGAAGCAAACACAAAGUGGAUUAACCUGUUGACGGGAGCGGAUGAAUCGAAUUGGCAGAAUACUAUAAAAUCAGUGGUAGAUUCGAUCCGAGCUCGGAACGCUGAGUUGAUGUUGCUUGACAAGAAUCCGAAUGCUCUCAAGGCGAAGGAACAGUUCGAGGCGAUUGCUCAAGUUAGCGGAGUUCCUUUGGAUUCGAUGGAUGCAAAAUGGAUAGCGAUGGCUCAGAUGAUAUCAACCGGAGCGUCUACAUCUUUGAAUCGUCAUCCUCCGAAACGGGACCAGUUCUUUCGAUCAGCGGGCUCCUCCUACAGGCCAGGGGGAGUCCGCGGCGACUUCUAUGGCCGACAAGUCGAGGAAUUCCAGAGAAGACCGAUUAAGAGAACUUACGACGAUCGCGAGGCGAAUUCAGAAGAUGGCUUCAGAAAAUCGACAGUCAAAUGUUACGCGUCUAGAGCAGUAUCGACGAUGAAAGCGUAUGCGGGGGAGAACCAGAGAAGAAUCAAUUGGUCCAAAAGUUUACCGGCAUCGCUGUCAGAAGAGCACAGGUUCACUCUGUACUUGGUGGAUAGAGCGAUGUCAGCUGGGAGUAGUUCAUUAGCAAAAGCAGCUGCCGCUUUCAAGCUGGCAAACGACGGUCUGUCUCCAUUCGCCAGUCAACUAGUGUCCGAUGUCAUCAAGGCACAAAGAAGAAAAGAGAGCGAAUCUCGUGCACAGCCGACACAAGUGAGCGUGAAUACUGUAUCGAAGAUCGUGGAGAGGAAUGCGUUGGUUGUGACACUUUCGUUUUAUGGUCUUUUGAGAGCUGGAGAGGCUUCGAUGUUGAAGUGGUCGGACGUCCAUCAGUCAGGAAAUAUGCUGAAGUUGAAGAUAAGGAGGGCCAAAAACGAUCAAUUAGCUAGAGGAAGAGAGACGUUCUGUGAUUGGCCGGAGGGAUCUAAAAGAGAUUGUCUGCUUAAAAGAUUCCGAGCACGUGCAUCGAUGAGACCCGGAUUGGAUUUUGUCUUCCAAAAUAUCCUAACGGAACCAAGCUGA
This is a messenger RNA of Caenorhabditis briggsae, 1212 nucleotides long. Gene Ontology annotation, molecular function: DNA binding. The transcript is spliced from 2 exons. NCBI's taxonomy places the organism in Eukaryota, Metazoa, Nematoda, Chromadorea, Rhabditida, Rhabditidae. Bases 1 to 1212 code for a protein of 403 amino acids. The record is from RefSeq and is a predicted model, not a curated record. Gene Ontology annotation, biological process: DNA integration; DNA recombination.